Amphimedon queenslandica is the source of this 1084-nucleotide messenger RNA. RefSeq lists its product as uncharacterized. Lineage: Eukaryota; Metazoa; Porifera; Demospongiae; Haplosclerida; Niphatidae. The coding region runs from base 98 to 748 and encodes 216 amino acids. The record is from RefSeq and is a predicted model, not a curated record. The transcript has 6 exons.
AGUCUCUCGAACGGCGUUCAAGGAUCAGUCACAACAGAGAGAGGAGGAAAAGCAAAGUGUGUAACAAAACAGAAAGAGUAUUAUUAGUUGGAUUGGCAUGGACGAUUCUAGUAAUAACCAAGCCCAGAGUGGAGACCAAACGAGUAGGGAUACUAUCAUGACUUUGAGAGGGAUCAGUCUCUGUGUACCUGGUGUCUCCUACGACGUUAAAAGCACUGCUGCUUUCGCUAAGAAUUUCCAGGAGACACAGCAUCAACGUAAAGGAAGUGUAAGACGCUCUCGGGACCAGCAACCAGCCAUUUGUAGCCCUCAGGCAGAGAGUACACUGCCAUCCUGCCCACCAGAUGAAGCUAGUCUUUCAUUCUUAUCAGUGAUGGAGGAAACUAGACGGAACCAUCCCAGAUUACACAUUCGUAUACUACAGAAUGCUGUGAAUACAUUGCUAGAGGCAUAUCCAGGGGUCUUGUUUGCACUUGAUCACAGUAAAAUUAGUCGUAAUGGAUAUAAUGUAAUUCCACCUCUGGAGCCAUUAUUCUUUGACGACCCAGUUUACAUAGCCGUUAUCAAAAGAAGCAAUAUUCAGUUCAUUCUGAUGUCCAUUGAACAGAUACUUCCAAUGCUUGAGUGUUCACAAUAUGUGAAGCAAAGUUUCGAAGAGAUAUGUGAAAGGUGGUCAGAAGCCAAAGGAAAGGCACUCGAUUACUAUGGCAUCCUCAAGGAACUUUCACUGACCUUUCAAAGCUUAUAGGAAACCAAAAAGAACCACCAUAGAAUGACAUUGUAAAUACAUAGUGGCACCAGCCAGGCGUGUCGUGAGUGAAUGACUGGAAAAUUUGAUACAAUCAUCUUGUAGUAUACUGGUGCUACCGCUUUGCUUAUUAUAAUAAGUAGAAAGACUCGAACACCGUGUGUUCAUCUAGUGUCCAAGAAAACUGUUCUUGCAAUACAUGAACUAAAAUUUAUUAUUUACAUAAUAUGAAUAAUAAUUUUUAUUUUUGUUAUUAUUGUUAUUAUUUUGUCUGACGUUAAAGAAAACAAUAAAACUAUAGUUCCUAUUAGUCUAGUACAGGAUAUUCAUACUCAA